Messenger RNA from Racocetra fulgida, 316 nucleotides. The record is from the annotation of a GenBank genome assembly. NCBI's taxonomy places the organism in Eukaryota, Fungi, Glomeromycota, Glomeromycetes, Diversisporales, Gigasporaceae.
CGUGAUCAAGAAUAUAAUAAAGAGUGUGAUCAAGAACAUGAUGAACGCGAUCAAGAGUGUAAUCAAGAACGUGAUCAAGAAUAUAAUAAAGAGUGUGAUCAAGAAUAUAAUAAAGAGUGUGAUCAAGAAUAUAAUAAAGAGUGUGAUCAAGAACGUGAUCAAGAACGCGAUCAAGAGUGUGAUCAAGAACGUGAUCAAAACGCGAUCAAGAACGCGAUCAAGAUGUGUGAUCAAGAACUUGAUCAAGAACGUGAUCAAGAGCAAUUCGGAAAAGUAGAUAAUAAAUUAACACGAGCACGUAAAAAUUUAGAGAUAG